UAUAGCCGUAUUUCACGCGAUCUGGACGCACGCUUGCAGUUUGGCCCAAGUGUCUUUAAGCCGCUAUCGCACGAGAUAGCCGUAUUCGGAAAUCUCUCACACUCUGAUAACAAAAGUCGUGAAGUGUUAACCAUAUAAGCGCUGUGCGUUCGUUUCAGUCGUGUUCCAACGCUGCGGGCGCAAGGAUGGUUCAGGUGGAUCUGUUUACGGCGGGGGCCGUGUUUGCCAUAAUCCUGCUGGCUUAUCACUACCUGUCGAAGCGGUACGAGUACUUCCUGACGAAACCGAUACCAUGCCUGAAGCCAACGUUCCUGGUCGGUAACACCGGUGCGAUGAUGUUCCGCCAACGGGAUAUUGCAGCUCACGUGAAGACUCUUUACUACGCGUUUCCGGAUUUCAAAAUUACCGGCUUUUACGACCUGAUGAACCCGAUCUUUAUGUUGCGCGACCCAGAUGUGAUAAAGAAGAUUGGCGUGAAGGACUUUGACGUGUUCAUGGACCACACCCCAACGAUGGCCGGCGCGACGGAAGCCGAAGUUAGUGGAGAGCAACUGUUUGCCAAUUCUCUGUUUGCACUGCGAGGAUCCAAGUGGCGGGACAUGCGAGCGACGCUGAGUCCGGCUUUCACCGGAUCUAAGAUGAGGCACAUGUUUGAGCUGGUAGCGGAAUGUGCCGUAUCGAUGUCGGAUUUCUUUAAGGCGGAAGCGAAAGCCGGGAAAAAGUUGGAGUUCGAAAUGAAGGACACGUUUUCGCGGUUCGGUAACGAUGUGAUUGCGACGGUAGCGUUUGGUAUCAAGGUGGACUCGAUGCGUGAACGGGAAAAUGAUUUCUUUGUGAAAGGGAAACAGAUGCUGAACUUCCAGUCACUUAUAGUGCUGUUGAAGUUUUUUAUCUUUAGGGCGAUGCCAUCGUUGGCUGCUAAGUUGGAGCUUGAUUUUAUCGACAAGGACUUGGCUAGAUAUUUCAAAGGAAUGAUCAUCGAUAACAUGAAGCAACGUGAUGCUCAUGGAAUAAUCAGAAAUGAUAUGAUCCACAUGUUGAUGGAGGUGCAGAAAGGUGCGCUGAAGCAUCAGAAAGACGAAAAAGAUACUAAGGAUGCCGGAUUUGCGACAGUCGAAGAAUCAACUGUGGGAAAAUCAACACAUUCAAGAGUUUGGACGGAGAACGAGCUGAUUGCGCAAUGUUUUUUGUUCUUCUUAGCUGGAUUCGACACUGUCUCCACUUGCAUGACGUUCUUAACGUACGAGCUUGCUUUGAAUCCCGAAAUCCAGAAUCGUCUUUACGAAGAAAUCAUGGAAACGGAAAGAAGCCUAAACGGAAGCCCCCUGAACUAUGAAACCCUGCAGAAAAUGGUAUACAUGGACAUGGUGGUCUCCGAAGCCCUGCGCAAGUGGCCACCCGCCGUAGUAUCGGAUCGCUACUCCAACAGAGACUAUACCUAUGACGACGGCGCGGGAUCACGUUUCCUGAUUGAAAAGGGCCGAACCAUUUGGAUUCCCACGAUCGCCAUCCACAACGAUCCCAAGUAUUACCCAAAUCCGGACAAGUUUGACCCGGAACGCUUCAACGAGCAGAACCGUCCAAAUAUCAACCUGGGAGCGUAUCUGCCGUUCGGAAUUGGUCCGCGGAACUGCAUCGGAUCGCGUUUGGCCCUUAUGGAGGUCAAGUCCAUAAUCUACUGUCUGUUGAAGGACUUCUGUCUGGAACCAUCGGAAAAGACAGAGAUUCCACUGAAGAUGUCUAAGAAUUUGUUUGCAUUGCAGGCGGAAAAUGGGGUGUGGCUCGAGUUUAAACCUAGAAAGAUGUAAUCGAGGGUUUCGAAUAAAAAUGUGCAAGAAUUCUA
Molecule: messenger RNA, 1843 nt
Organism: Culex quinquefasciatus (southern house mosquito)
Lineage: Eukaryota; Metazoa; Arthropoda; Insecta; Diptera; Culicidae
Product: probable cytochrome P450 9f2
Exons: 2
Coding region: 186-1808 (540 amino acids)
Molecular function (GO): oxidoreductase activity, acting on paired donors, with incorporation or reduction of molecular oxygen; iron ion binding; heme binding
Source: RefSeq, a predicted model, not a curated record